GCCUUCCGAAACAGAUCACACCAAAAUCUCCUCUCCGUUUAGAUAGAUAGAAUAGAUUUCUUGCAUACUACGCUUACAUCAAAAAAGAAGUCAUUUAAGAUUAAAUCCCUUUACUUUAGACACUUGAAAACCAAAGAUAUACCCCCCUGCUUUUGCUUUGAAAGGUCAAAAGACUGCUUUUGACUUUUGACAUUCCAACAUUUUUCAGUUACAAUGGUAAGAACACUAUAACUGUUUUUCUGCAUGUGGAAAAGCAGCUCAAGGGCUCCUCUCUGUUUUUCUUGCUAAGGUAAAAGGGUGGGCCGGGGUGACCGGCGUAGUUGGCUCCGCCUGUCUAUCCUUUCAUCAAUUGAUCAGAGAAUUGGGUACUCAGUUUCUAUAGAGAAAAUGAAAACCAUAAUUCGCAAAUAUGUCUCCUUUGAGUUGCUGGGCAGCAUAUUGUUUUUAAGCCUUCUUUGGGUACGACAAUUGUGGAGCGAAGACCGUGAUUUCAUGAGUUCCUUCAACGUUCUAGAUUAUGGAGCUAUUGGCGAUGGCAUUAUUGAUGACACCCUAGCAUUUGAAAUGACAUGGGAAAGCACAUGUAAUGCAGAGACUGAUAAUGCAGAGAUGAUUGUUCCGAAGGGGAAGACAUUUUUGGUGCAUACCCUGGUUUUUGAUGGCCCUUGUAAUCCCACCAAGAUCAGCUUUUCGAUAUCAGGAAAUAUUGUGGCCCCUGAUAGUCCUGAUGCAUGGGAAGGAAGGGAUAAGGGGCAAUGGCUAAUCUUCGACAGUGUGAAUGGACUUGAUGUUAAUGGGCCUGGUACAAUCGAUGGCCGUGGUCAGGGCUGGUGGGAUAUCUCAUGUAAAACUCGCCCUCAAUCGACGGGAUGUGUCAAGCUUGCACCAACUGUGCUCAGUUUCUUGCAAUGUAACAAAGUUUCAAUGAUAAACAUUUCUGUUGUAAACAGUCCUCAAACUCACAUUCUAAUAUCAGGAUGUGACGAUUUCGCAAUUAAUUCUUUGAGCAUUAGAUCUCCUGGAAAAAGCCCUAAUACUGAUGGGAUUCACAUUAGCAGCUCCCAUGGAAUUCUCAUCACAAGCACAAACAUUGCCAGUGGGGAUGACUGUGUGUCAAUUGGAGAUCACACUUCAAAUAUACACAUCUCUGAUGUUAAUUGUGGACCUGGCCAUGGAGUAAGCAUUGGAAGCUUAGGUAAGAGUGGGAAUGAGGUGAAAGUCGAAAACAUAAGCGUAAUCCGCGGUCACUUCAACCGAACAACCAAUGGGGUCCGGAUCAAGACAUGGCAGGUUGGGAGAGGUCAUGUCCGGGGAGUUUCCUUCAAAAGUAUUGACUUCACAGACGUGAAAAACCCGAUAAUCAUCGAUCAGUACUACUGCGAUGUCAGAGGCGCGUGCAAACCAACGAAAACCGGAGUUAAAAUCAGCGAUGUGCGUUACUCGGGGGUAUCCGGUACAUCCAACAGCACAAUUGCUAUCAACCUGAAUUGCAGCCAAGCUGUUCCCUGCACCAAUAUAGUGUUAGACACCAUUGAAUUGGCAUCAUCAACUCAAGGAAAGCAAGUCAAUUCUAGCUGCAACAAUGCCUAUGGAAGAGCCGUGGGAGUUGUAAAACCCAAGUCAUGUCUCCUACAACAAUCUUGAAUCUGUUCAUAAGAAUCAGAUGUAUUUAAGCGGCCAAGAGUAAUUCUUUGUGGCUAGGAGUAAUUCUUCAUGGUCAAGUAUAAUUUUUUGCGGCCAAGAGUAAUUCUCUGCGGCCACAAGUAAUUCUCUGCGGCUAAAAGUAAUUCUUCAUGGCAGAAGUAAUUAUUUGCGGCCAAGAGUAGUUCUUACUUGGGUUUCUGUUUUAUAGUUCAGAUACCAUCACUUACCAACCUAUACAAACAUUCUUUGUCAUGAGUAUCUGUAAUCUUUAACUUGAUAUGAACUUAUUGUAUAUUUUGUUAAUCUGCCAA
This is a messenger RNA of Rhododendron vialii, 1955 nucleotides long. RefSeq names its product probable polygalacturonase At1g80170. The transcript is spliced from 9 exons. Gene Ontology annotation, molecular function: polygalacturonase activity. The record is from RefSeq and is a predicted model, not a curated record. NCBI's taxonomy places the organism in Eukaryota, Viridiplantae, Streptophyta, Magnoliopsida, Ericales, Ericaceae. Gene Ontology annotation, biological process: carbohydrate metabolic process. The coding region runs from base 388 to 1644 and encodes 418 amino acids.